Messenger RNA from Amoebophrya sp. A25, 179 nucleotides. The record is from the annotation of a GenBank genome assembly. Lineage: Eukaryota; Dinophyceae; Syndiniales; Amoebophryaceae.
AACUAAAUCUUUGAGUUUAUAAUAUCAAUUCAUUGUUGAAUGUUCUUAAUGACUCGUCUGUCUUUGUUGAGUUUUAUUUGCAAUCCUUUUCCCCAUGCAAUUAAUAUUCUUUUCCCCAUGUUGGUGUUGCAUGCAUUUAAUAGAUUUACAUAUUAUUUACAUAAUAUUAUAGUGAGGAC